Messenger RNA from Scutellospora calospora, 1308 nucleotides. NCBI's taxonomy places the organism in Eukaryota, Fungi, Glomeromycota, Glomeromycetes, Diversisporales, Gigasporaceae. The record is from the annotation of a GenBank genome assembly.
AUGGGUGUCAUCGAUCUUACAUGUGUAGGAAAUGCUGCAAUAGCGGGGUUCGAUUACAAAUAUUUGCAAUCCACUCCUUUGGAAUAUACUCUUGCUAUAUCAACAUAUUACUUGGGUUACUUGAUUUUCGAAAUCCCUUCAACCUUGGUAUCAAAGAUUUUAGGGCUACAGGUUUGGUUGCCAAUCAUGAUGAUAUGCUGGGCAGCUGUAUCUAUGAGUCAAGCUUGGUGUACAAACGCGAUUCAAUUAGGCAUCUCAGAAUUAACCUUAAGAUAUUCCAUUUUUAUGGCUUUAGUCUCCAUGGGUGGUGCUUUUAGUGGAUUUGUUUCAUAUUUCAUAGUCCAAAUACAAGGAUCAUUAAAAGGUUUCCAAUGGUUAAUUAUAAUUGAAAAUCUCCCAGCUAUUCUUUUGGCCAUAAUUGUUGCCUUAUUUUUGACUCGUGGUCCUGAAAAUGCUCGUUUCUUCACUCCUGAUGAACGUGAAUUAGCUGUUGAACGUCUUAAAUCUGAGGGUGGUCCUGCUAAAGUUGAUCGUAACACCGCCAAAGCUCAAAUAAAACUUGCCUUAACUGAUAUUCAAACUUAUAUUUACCAAAUAUUAUUUUUAAUUAUUUCAAUCCCAUUCUUUUCUCUCAGUUUUUACCUUCCAACCUUAAUCUUUCAGCUUGGGUUUACUGAUUUACAAGCUCAAUUGAUGGUCAUACCACCAUUUCUUACUUCAACCGUGUUUAUGAUCAUUAAUUCCCGGUUUGCUGAUAAGUACAAGACAAGAAGUUGUAAUAUAUUAAUUGGAAAUUUUGUUAGCAUUAUUGGAUUGGUUGGAUUAUUAGCAACGCGCGCCAAUGAUCCUAGUUUAUAUAACUUAAGAUAUUUUUUUACAAUACUUUUGGCAUGUGGGGCAUACUCUGUUGUUCCAAUAAUUUUCAGUUGGUGCACGUGUAAUAUUGUCGGUCAAUAUAAGCGAAGUAUAAUGAUCGCAAUGGUAUUAGCUUUAGCUAAUAUUGCAGGAAUUAUCGGGACCCUAAUAUUUCCAAUUAGUGAUGCUCCCUCAUUCAUUAUGGGAAAUUCAAUAUGCUUAGCAUCAAUGAUCAUUGCGUCUAUUAUAACUAUUGGACUAAAAUUUUAUCUGGAAUCAAUAAAUAAGAAUCGUGAUUUGGCUAUAAUAGCUGAUCAUAAUUAUAAAUUAAAUGAUAUUGAUUUGAAGGAUAAUAAAAGGAUUAGAGAAAUUGCUAUGAAAUUGGUGGAAAACGAACCGAUUUUUGAUGAAGUGUUGUGUGAUAGGCAUCCAAAUUGGAGAUAUAUUAUCUAA